UUAUCACCGCACAGAUCAUUAUCAGGACGCAUCGUGGGCAGUGCCUGGUGGUUCUUCACCCUCAUCAUCAUCUCGUCCUACACCGCCAACCUGGCCGCCUUCUUAACGGUCGAGCGAAUGUUGACCCCGAUAAAUGGGGCGGAGGACCUGGCGAGGCAGAGGGAAAUUCUUUAUGGGACGGUCGAUUCCGGGUCCACCAAGGAAUUCUUCAAGACUUCAAAGAUAAACACAUACCAGGAAAUGUGGAGAGUGAUGAACAGUGACAAAUCAGUAUUCGCAAAGACUACUGACGAAGGCGUACAGAGGGUCCGAAACUCGAAAGGCAAGUACGCCUUCCUGAUGGAGUCGACGAUGAACGACUACUACAACCAGCGCAAGCCGUGCAACACCAUGAAGAUCGGCGGCAACCUAGACUCGAAAGGGUACGGCAUUGGUACCUACAUCGGUUCGGACCUCAGGGACGAUAUCAACGUGGCGGUGCUGAAACUUCUGGAGAACGAGAAGCUUCAGAAGCUUCAGAAGAAGUGGUGGUACGACAAAGGCGAGUGCCAAAGUGGCUCCACGCAAAGUUCACUGUCGUUGAGUAACGUGGCGGGGAUCUUCUACAUCCUGAUCGGUGGGCUGGGGCUGUCCCUGGUGGUUGCCUCUCUCGAGUUCCUCUACAAGUCCCACCGGGACUGCAAACAGAAGGUGGGUGUUGGAGUGGUUUUUGCGUUUUUUAUGUUCAUUUUUAAGAUUAAUGAGGCGCAAGUAUUAUAA
Helobdella robusta is the source of this 759-nucleotide messenger RNA. RefSeq lists its product as hypothetical. The record is from RefSeq and is a predicted model, not a curated record. Gene Ontology annotation, cellular component: postsynaptic membrane; plasma membrane. Gene Ontology annotation, molecular function: transmitter-gated monoatomic ion channel activity involved in regulation of postsynaptic membrane potential; glutamate receptor activity. Gene Ontology annotation, biological process: monoatomic ion transport; modulation of chemical synaptic transmission; synaptic transmission, glutamatergic. NCBI's taxonomy places the organism in Eukaryota, Metazoa, Annelida, Clitellata, Rhynchobdellida, Glossiphoniidae. The annotation marks the transcript as partial. The transcript is spliced from 6 exons.